Penicillium odoratum is the source of this 1680-nucleotide messenger RNA. RefSeq names its product Major facilitator superfamily domain general substrate transporter. Gene Ontology annotation, molecular function: transmembrane transporter activity. The coding region runs from base 1 to 1680 and encodes 559 amino acids. The transcript has a single exon. The record is from RefSeq and is a predicted model, not a curated record. Gene Ontology annotation, biological process: transmembrane transport. Lineage: Eukaryota; Fungi; Ascomycota; Eurotiomycetes; Eurotiales; Aspergillaceae.
AUGGCUACUUCCGACUCUUCGCUUUUCGAGAAGGAGGAUCAAAAGGAACAAGCUAAUUACCCAUUCGAGGAAAAAACCGAACGAGGUGACGAUGCCCAUGCUGAACGUGCCUCCGAAUCAGACGAGGCUAGCCGAGAAGAUGCGCCUAAGAUUGAGAAAUCUGGAAAGCGCGAACUCACCGAAGAUGACUGCUACGAGUCAUUGGGCUUCUGCUUUCCAACGUGGAAGAAGUGGAUGAUUCUCACGGUUAUCUUCGUGGUGCAGAUGUCCAUGAACUUUAACUCGGGUGUCUACUCCAAUGCCGUGCCUGGCCUGACGAAGGAAUUCGGUAUCAGUGAACAAGCAGCCCGGGUUGGACAGUCUGUUUUCCUCGUGGCUUAUGCCUUUGGAUGCGAGCUUUGGGCUCCCUGGUCAGAGGAGUUUGGUCGUUGGCCUAUCAUGCAGCUCUCGUUGUUCUUCGUGAAUAUCUGGCAAAUCCCUUGCGCUCUUGCGCCGAACUAUGGGACCAUUGUCGUUUGCCGUAUUCUGGGUGGCCUUAGUUCGGCUGGUGGCUCGGUCACUCUCGGUAUGACUGCCGAUAUGUGGGAAGCUGAUGACCAGGGUUUUGCCGUCGCCUACGUAGUGCUUUCAUCCGUGGGUGGCUCGACUAUCGGCCCUUUCUUUGGUGGUAUCAUCGGACAAUACCUCUCAUGGCAUUGGGUCUUUUGGGUCCAGUUGAUCUUUGGCGGUGCCACUCAGGCUCUACACUUCUUCCUUGUCCCCGAGACACGAGCGUCUAUCCUGGUAGACAAGGAAGCGAAGCGCCGCCGGAAGAGUGGUGAAGAGGAAGUCUAUGGCCCUAACGAGCUCAAAUCUCCUCGUCUGGAUGCAAAGGAAGUACUGAAAAUCUGGUCCCGACCUUUCGAAAUGUUUCUCCGUGAACCCAUCGUCCUGUUCCUAUCUCUACUUUCCGGUUUCUCCGAUGCCCUAAUCUUCGUCUUCACCGAGUCCUUUAGCCUAGUCUUUGAGCAGUGGAACAUGAGCACCCUCGCCGUCGGUAUGACCUUCGGCUCUAUCUUACUCGGAUACAUCAUCGCAUACGUGAUGUUCCUCCCAGACGUAUAUCGCCAAAUCCAAACGCGCCGCAAACACGGCGCUGCAUCUCGAUACGCCGAACGUAGACUCCUACUUCUACUCUUCAUCGCUCCUCUUGAGCCCAUCGGUCUUCUUGGCUUCGCCUGGACAUCAAUGGGUCCCCCAAUCCCAUGGAUCGCGCCCUUGAUCUUCUCCUGUCUUAUCGCUAUGGCUAACUACGCAAUCUACAUGGCCACAAUCGAUUACAUGGUUGCAGCGUACGGUCCUUACUCAGCCUCCGCUACGGGCGGUAAUGGCUUCGCGAGAGACUUCCUCGCUGGUGUCGCAACUAUGUAUGCGACACCGAUGUACGAAAACAUGGGUGGGAAAUACCAUCUCCAGUGGGCUAGCACGCUGCUUGGGUGUGUUGGUUUCCUGGUUUUGAUUCCUAUAUAUGUGUUCUACUGGAAGGGUCCUGAGAUCAGAAAGAAGAGCAAGUUUGCUCAGGAGCUGGCUGCUGAUCGGGAGAAACAUGCCGAUCGGCGAGCAAGUCGUGUUACCCCGGGAGCAACCCCUGCGGCCCAUGGUAGUCAUGAUAUCGCUCAAGAUUAUUUCUCUCGAGCCUGA